AUGGGAAAAGAGCCCGAGUUCAUCCUCGAUAUGAAAACAGUUUACGGGGCAGUCACUUCUACCUCUACUGCAGACACACCCACGCCGGCAGAAACAUUGGAAGAAAUAAUGAGUUAUAAAGAAACUCCAGUACAUUUAUUGAGACGAGCUGGCAGAGAAAUCGCUUCAAUGCAAGUUAAGUAUUUUUCAUACCCAUUACACCCAAAUGUAGUGCAUGAGUCGAGGCUCGUGGUGGUUCCGUCUUGCGUGAAUGAUUUUUCCUAUCCAGUUGAAGUGCAUGAGUUGAGGCUCGCGAAGGAAAAGAAAUUGCCGUUAAUUGCGGAGUUCUGGGAGAGUGUUAUGUCAUCUGAAAAACGAAAGAUGACAACUAUAUCAGAACGCACGACAUUAUUGGAGGAACACGCCACUACGGUUGUGAAAUUGACUUCACAGCAAGAUCAAAUCAUACGAGAAAAGUUUACAAGUCACCUAGAGGCAGAAGGACGAGCCACGAACACCAGAAAAUCAGGAAGGAGAACCUUCAAGCGGGAUGAUCCUCAGGAGAAAAAAGGUGAACUAUGCUGA
Molecule: messenger RNA, 564 nt
Organism: Acaulospora colombiana
Lineage: Eukaryota; Fungi; Glomeromycota; Glomeromycetes; Diversisporales; Acaulosporaceae
Source: the annotation of a GenBank genome assembly